GGUAAGGUAACGCUUUCCCACUGCAGCUUUUCCAGUUCCCAGUCUCUCCACUAAUACAUUACCACUCUCUGUCUACCUCUCUAUGAAGAAGAAGAUCACACAGAGCCUGAAAUCUUGCUCUUGUUAGCUUGGAAACAGUGAAACAAACCCAAACAACUUUCUCUCUCGCUCUUUAAAGAAUGGAGAAAAAGCAGGGUUUCUUCUCGGCUCUCAAGGAAGAAGUGGUAAGGGGACUUUCCCCAUCCAGGUCCCGAUCAAAGAGCCCUGCCCGUUCUGCGUCUCCGAUUUCAGGCCUGCUCCGGAGGAAGAAGAAUCCCUACGCUCUCACGGCCAACCCUGAGCCAUUGGUUGGGAGAUCCGGAAGCCUGAGGCCGGUGGUCGGGGAGACACUGACGCCUCUCAUGGAGGGACCGGAUCCAGACGGAGGGGAAGGGGUUGGCGGGGAGUCGAGGCGGAUGGGCUCGGGAAUCGGGCAGUGGAUGAAAGGGCAGCUCUCAAGAACUCCGUCCGUUUCGAACUCUUCGUUGGGAUAUAAUAGUAAUAAUAAGAGGUCUGAUCUCAGGCUGCUGCUUGGGGUCAUGGGCGCACCUCUCUCCCCGGUGCACGUUACCAGCUUGGACCCGUUGCCUCACCUUAGCAUCAAAGACACACCCAUUGAAACUUCUUCUGCUCAGUACAUAUUGCAGCAGUACAUAGCUGCUUCAGGAGGGCAGAAGCUGCAAAACUCCAUAAAGAAUGCUUAUGCAAUGGGAAAGGUCAGAAUGGUAGCUUCGGAGUUUGAAACUGCAACAAAGGUGGUGAAGAACCGGAAUGGCUCUAAGGGGACAGAAUUGGGCAACUUUGUUCUCUGGCAGAUGAACCCAGACAUGUGGUAUGUUGAGCUUGCAGUUGGAGGGAGUAAGGUUCGUGCUGGCUGCAAUGGCAAGCUUGUUUGGAGACAUACCCCGUGGCUUGGUGCCCACACUGCAAAAGGACCUGUUAGACCUUUACGCCGUGCCUUGCAGGGACUUGAUCCAAGAACCACAGCCAGUAUUUUUGUAGAUGCCAGGUGCAUAGGAGAGAAAAAGAUUAAUGGUGAAGAUUGCUUCAUCCUUAAGCUAUGUGCUGAUCCUCAUACACUGAAAGCUAGAAGUGAGGGACCUGCUGAAAUCAUAAGGCAUGUACUGUUUGGCUACUUCAGCCAAAAGACCGGACUUCUUGUCCAUAUGGAGGAUUCGCAUCUGACCCGCAUCCAAUCCAAUGGCGGUGAUGCAGUUUACUGGGAGACUACAAUCAAUUCCUUCCUAGAUGAUUACAGGCCUGUGGAAGGGAUUUUGAUUGCGCAUUCUGGGCGUUCAGUGGUGACACUUUUUAGAUUUGGUGAAGUGGCAAUGAGCCAUACAAAGACAAAGAUGGAAGAAGCUUGGACAAUUGAAGAGGUUGCAUUCAAUGUUCAAGGUCUUUCAGUGGACUGUUUUAUACCGCCGGCAGACUUGAGAUCAGGAUCUAUAAGUGAAACUUGUGAGCUUCCUCAGGAUGAAAGGGUGAAGAGUGCAAUUGUGUUAGCAGCAGCAUAUAGGGCCAAAGUAGCUGCACUGGAGAAAUCGCAUGAGAGCUUCACCGAAAACAUUCUCUGAAUGGUGGAAGUCUAACAAAUGGGACUGAUUUAGGGCAAUUGUUUAUACUGGUAGCUAAAUUUUAGUCUGCUAACCGGUUAGGGUUUAUUAUGGAGCAGUUGAUGGUCAGGUUUUUUGCACUUCUUAUUUUUAUUUUUUUAUUGCUUCUAUUAGUCUGUAAAUAGAGCAUAAGCAUUCACAGGUUUGAAGAAGCCUGAAUGAAUCUUUAGACUCUCAUUGCAGAAUCCACCGAUGGGGUUGGAGCUCGAUUUUCCAGUUAGGGAUAGAGCCAAUGGAGGUUGGUUUUUUGCUUUACCUUCCGUGUCUGAAGGAAGUUGGUGAAUCUGUGCAUAGCAGAACCUUUAAGCUUUGAUGAAUCUACUAAUUCUCUUGCUUAAAUCAAUUUGAUGGUGGCAGUGGAAAGGGAGCUGCUGUCGGCCAACAUUAGUUCGACACUAAUGUCUAGUUUUUCCUUUUCUUUCUAAUUUUACUGUUGGUAGAUGUUUUCUUGUUGCUCUGGUUUGUUUAUUGAUUUAUGUAAACGUUGCUCACUUGCUUGAGUUUGGGGAUGAAAAAGUGAUUUUGCUGUCUCUCUUCUGAGGCAGAAAAUAGUA
Molecule: messenger RNA, 2209 nt
Organism: Tripterygium wilfordii
Lineage: Eukaryota; Viridiplantae; Streptophyta; Magnoliopsida; Celastrales; Celastraceae
Exons: 3
Coding region: 180-1616 (478 amino acids)
Source: RefSeq, a predicted model, not a curated record